This is a messenger RNA of Linum trigynum, 3158 nucleotides long. The record is from the annotation of a GenBank genome assembly. Lineage: Eukaryota; Viridiplantae; Streptophyta; Magnoliopsida; Malpighiales; Linaceae.
GUUACAUUGUUGUCCUUUUAGGUGCAAUUGGAUUAUAACUGAAUUGACAAGUCCAAAGAAUGAAAGAGGUGACAAAACAAAGAAACAUUAGAGCCCUUCAAUGAAUCAUCCUCCAACACAUCUUCGGAAAAUCCAACACUUUAUACUUUGAUGAUGCCGCCGAUAUUCCUCCAUUCUUCUUGUCUCCUGCUGCUAAUCAGCUUAAAGCAAAAACCAAUCAUAUAAAAUGCAACUGCCCUGCUCGCAUGAUCCUUUCUCCAACGCCAUGGCUAAUUGGGUCGAGCUCCUUUCUUAAUGAGGUAUUUGUGCAUAUGAGAGAUGCUCCCUUCCCUUUAAUUCCGAUCGCGAGUCUGCACUUUCCAUUCCCUCCCCUGUUUCCAUGGCUGCCUGUUAUUUGGCACUGUCGCUCUCUCCUUCUUUCAGCAAGACCCACCAUCUCGCUUUCUUGCCGAAACCACUGACCCACCAAAACCCUCGUCGGUUUAUUCAACAGAGCCAGAGGCGGACCCUUCUGGAGUCGAAGAGGUCUACUUUGGAAAGUCGUAUUCUUCUUUCUACUGCACUCGGGGCUUAUUCCUCGCGUGGGUUCAUCGACCCGUCUGCUGAUGACGAAGCAAUUCUGCCGGCGGUUGAGGAAAAGCCGAUCAAGUUUCUUAUUUGGGUCGCGGUUUGGGCUUCCCUUUCGCUUGUUUGGUUCGCGUCUUCCGGGGAUGCGAAAGCGGCCGCCGAUUCUUCCAUCAAAGCUUCCAGCUUUGGUCUGAGAAUCGCUAAUGCGCUUCGAGGCUCCGGCUGGCCGGACGAGGCCGUGGUUUUCGCUCUCGCUACCCUUCCUGUGAUUGAGCUUCGUGGGGCUAUUCCAGUCGGUUACUGGCUCCAACUCAAGCCCGUAGCGCUCACCGUUUUAGCCGUAAUUGGGAACAUGGUCCCAGUGCCUUUCAUCAUACUAUACAUGAAGAAGUUUGCUUCUUUCCUUGCUGGAAAGAACCGGACAGCAUCUCGAUUCCUCGAGAUGCUGUUCAAGAAUGCCAAGGAGAAAGCUGGCCCCGUUGAAGAGUUUCAAUGGCUUGGUCUGAUGCUGUUUGUGGCUGUACCUUUCCCUGGAACAGGAGCAUGGACAGGUGCCAUUAUAGCUUCCAUUCUCGACAUGCCUUUCUGGCCAGCCGCAUCAGCUAACUUCUUCGGUGUGGUGUUGGCCGGGCUGCUGGUGAACUUGCUGGUGAAUCUGGGACUCAAGUAUGCCAUCGUCACUGGUAUCGCCCUCUUCAUUGUAUCUAGUUUCAUGUGGAGCAUACUUAGGAAAGUUAGGAAGUCUUUCAGCUCCCUCUAAACUGACCAUCAUUCAAUCGCUCUGGUCAUAGGGACAAAAAUUUAAUUUUAAUGAAUGAGUGACGACGAGGUCACUUCGACUUCGAGCAAGUUUUAGCUAGAUUUGGAAGUUUAAGUUGGUUUUGCAACCGUGAUCACCAUCUAUGCUCAGAAACCUUUAGCUGCUUUGUUAUGAAACCCUUCCGUUACUCGGUUAUCUAAGUAGUAAAAUGCAGCAUUCUCCAGUUUUCAGCUGUAAAGCUGUAAGCUCGUAAGUCGUAACUAUUGCCUCGCCUGUGUAAAUAAGUACCAGGGAAUACAUUUUCGGAUUAAUUUAGGGAAGUUGAUUGCCUGUGACUGAUUUUUGCCUUUAGAUUUUGGAUAACUAGAGCUGAAAAGUGCUCUGCAAAGGGAGGGACUGCUCGACGUGGCUACUGCCUUAUUUGACAUAGGCUUGAGUUCUAUGAUUUGUGAUUACGAGGUAGAAAAUUUUAAUCCCUAAUUCCAAAGAUAUGAAGAAGCUGAAAAAGUUAUUCAGUUCAGGUUGAUAGUCCUUUCUGCGGAGCGUAGUCAUAGUGUUCGUGCAUUUCCAAUUUCAAUUGUGAUUAUGUCGAAAUGGGCUUUGGGACAUAUUUGGAAUUUAAGGCCUUGGAUUUAUAUUGGAGAUUCUUAGAUCCAAGGGCUAAGAUCGAAAAUUAACGUAAGUUUUAAGAUUAUGUUUUUUAUUCAAAGCCCUCAAUUAAGGAUAUGGGAUAUGUAUAUGGAGAUAUUUGGGAUUUUCUAAAUUGAUACAUUUAAUUAAUUUAUGUAUUCUAUUGUUUCAAUGUAUGAAUUUGAAAAAUACAUAAUUUGGAGGUUGAAGGAUUUUAGUAGUCUUAUAAAAAACGAGGUAAGUAAAAAAGAGAGAUUGAUAGCUGAGAUUGACAAUCCAUAAUGAAUGAUUUUAGUUGUCCCAUCUUCUACUCAAAUACAAGUAUUGUGUUUCAUUUUAAGACCAAAAGAACGUUGAAUUCUCAUAAUUACAUGUGUUAUCUAAAUACAUUAUCCUGAGAUUGUACCCUCCUACUCUACCCUGGGAGCCUUGGGCUUCCUCCUGAAAACACCCUAGUCAGCGUGUUUGGUUCACCCUCUCGUCCCAAGCCUGGUUGGUUAUGGCCCACAUCAGCCCACGCGUCUGUUCGGUCGGCCAUGAUCAACUCGUGGCCCUUGCAAAGAGGAGAAAUCGCCCCUUGGACUUGGUCUUUCGACCUUCUAGGUGGCACUUCUAGUUGUUGUUCGUGGUGUAGAUGUGGUUGAGGCUCGACUUCUUGUGUGGAGGUCCAAGUUGUUCUGGCUCUCCAUUGAUUGGAAGUGCGAAACCGGAACUACUUCCGAAGGACGAGCAUUGGAACUCUACCCAUCAAAGGAUUAACCCUUAGAACGAUUCCUACACACAAGAAAAAUUCAUGCACAUCCAUGCCAAACACAUUUCACAUAUUAUCAAUGAACGCAAUGAACACUUCUUCUCAUCCCUAGGAUCUAAUCUCAUACACCCACAUACUUAAUGUUUACUAUGUAAAACAAGGGUUAAGUGAAAAGCAAUGUCGAAUUAGGUAGUUAACGAUUGUGAUUGAUUAGUUCUACUGACAACAAGUCAAUCUAGGGGUUCAAUGUCGAGGCCAAAGGCAAGGAACAACCUAAAUGACUAAGGUAAGGGUAUGGAACGAUUGCUCAAAAAUCAUAUCAAAGCGGUAAGUUUAGGUGAGCAAAGGGGCCAUCAAUUUGUCAUUCAUCAAAUCAUUACAUGCACAAAUUAUGUGGUUUGGACAUUUCAUCGAGCACUUGGUGGGCGACAAUCAAAACAUCUAGAAUCA